Molecule: messenger RNA, 309 nt
Organism: Penicillium lagena
Lineage: Eukaryota; Fungi; Ascomycota; Eurotiomycetes; Eurotiales; Aspergillaceae
Product: signal peptidase complex subunit 1
Exons: 3
Coding region: 1-309 (102 amino acids)
Biological process (GO): protein targeting to ER
Cellular component (GO): endoplasmic reticulum membrane; signal peptidase complex
Source: RefSeq, a predicted model, not a curated record
AUGGACGAAUUACUCGCUCCAAUUCAGGAUGCCUUGGAAGGCCAGAUCGACUUCCACGGCCAGCGCCUCGCUGAGAUCCUUUCGACGGUGCUCUUGAUUCUCUCCGCGGCCGUCAGCUUCGUCGUCGGAUACAUCUUCAAGGACAUCCACCUCACGCUAUGGAUCGGCCUCGCCGGCACGCUUGCCACAGCUGUAGUUGUGGUCCCUCCCUGGCCCUUUUACAAUCAGAAUCCCGAGAAGUGGCUAGCUCGCACAGAUGGAAGGGCUGGGGGGCCAAAUGUCGUGGUGGACGGGGUGAAGGUGGCUUGA